Molecule: messenger RNA, 675 nt
Organism: Trichobilharzia regenti
Lineage: Eukaryota; Metazoa; Platyhelminthes; Trematoda; Strigeidida; Schistosomatidae
Source: the annotation of a GenBank genome assembly
AUGAUAUAUGAAAAUGAGUUCAAGACUACCGUUAAUCAAAGUUUCAUUAAACCUAUCAAUCCUACUAGCUUUCGUACUAUUCUCAGUCCAAAGUAUUCCUGUAAAUUACCUGAUCAACCUAAUAUGUCACCUCAACUAGUCGUUUUUGUCAAAUCAGCAUUAACGCACUUUGAGUCACGCAACAGCAUACGUAGAUCAUGGGGAAAUCCAAACUGUUUUCUUCAUUUUGGUGUACACACCAGAACUUUAUUUGUUCUUGGUAGAUCUGAAUUUACUGGUUGGGAAUAUUCAAACAUACAAGGUUUGGUGAAUGAAGAAAGUUCGAAGUAUGGUGAUAUUGUUCAGUUUGAUUUUGUUGAAAGUUAUCACAAUGUCACCUGGGAUGUAUUACGUGUGCCCAAACCAGUAAGAAUUCCAUUCAGCAAAUGCAAGCCUGUUGCACAACUUCUAUCUGUUGGAUUGAGGUAUACCAAACUGCUCCCUUUUGAAGAUGUCGUUAUUGGUCUUGUAUUGUAUAAGUUGGGCAUUAGUCCAGUACACUUAGAUGGUGUUUUGUCAGUUCGUUUUUCAAAUGGUCAUAUUGAUAAUCUUAUUAGUAUUCAUGGAUUUCGGGAUCAAUCUCUUUUCACAUCUGCUUGGAAUGAACUUGGUUUACAGAAUAUUUGUAAAGAUUAA